CCGUUCCUCCCAGUGUUCAUUCAGAGCUCAGCCGUUCAGACCAUCACACCUCUCUGAGCUUCUUCUCUCUCUACUGCCUCUUUGUCUCUUCUGUCACAUCCAUCCGUCCGUCCAUCCAUCCAUCCUCCCCCUCUUUCCCUUUCUGCCUCCCCCUCUCUCUCUCUUCCCUGUCCUCUCUCCAUAUGAACCAUGUCCAGCUUCAGGUUUGUGUCUCUGCUCGGAGUCUCAGUGCUGCUGCUGCUGCUGGCUGCUGUUUGUGAUGCUCAGUAUUACGGUGACUUCACGCAGGCUCCAGACUACGACUCCGACUACAACGCCACCUUCGAGUACAGCUUCUACAGUAACGCCAGCAGUGAGGACCUGGACAGGUUCAGCGAGCGAUUCAUGGACGAGGAUGAGGAGGAUGGGCGGGAGGAAGAGGACACAGGAGGGCAGCAGGGGCAAGAGGAAGCGACAGUUACCAUGGCAACCACCAGAGGUGUCACCGUGAGGGGCGGAGUUCACGGCCGUAGCACCGCAUCACCUCCUGUUUCUCUGGAAAUCAAGACGCUGGUCUGGACUCUGAUAAGCCUGAUGAGUCUGAACUUACUGCAGCUGUGACACUCACUGUGAGACACAAACACACACUAAGCAACUGUCAUCAGGUGUGUGUGCGAUCACCUGACCCGAAGUGGGCGGAGUCACUUUAACCUCAGCAGAGAGUGAGCCCCUCCCCCUUCUAAACAUGGCUGCCCAGGUGGAUUUCAGCCAAUCAGAGACCAUCUUUAUUUCAGCAGCGGAGCUCUGAAUUCAUAAAACAGAUUAACUUUAUCACAUGAGGAAUCAUAUAUUUCAGCACCUGAAGGUGGCAGAAAGACAACAGGACCAAGGUCUGAACAAUACAUUUUAUCUGCUGGCAAAAAAUAUGGAGGUUUAUUUAUGCCAAAACUGUAUAGUCAACCUGUCUUCAAGAAAUGACAUUUAUAUUCAUAACAGCAGGUUAAAACUUUAAACGUUUAAUUAAUGAAGAAAUUAUGUUAACUGAUGUAUUUGUUACUUUGCAAAAAACACUGACACCAAAUGUACCGGGCUUUGCAAAAGUUCUGUUACACUCGGUUUCAUGAUCUUUAGAGACGUUUACAUGUCGGAGUGAAAAAUUCCAUUAAAUAAACUGAAAGUUCUACCUUAUAGGCAGGUGUCCUUAAUACAAAUUUUUUUCUCCGGUGAAGUUGUAUCAAGAUGGAAGUCAAAAGAGUUGAGAUAUCUGCUCUCCUUUGUGCUGAACAUCAGCCGGAUGACCGUCCACAGAGUUGCGGAGAGGCUAAAGAAUGGUGAAGAUCUUUCAGGUCUUCACCAUUCUUGAAAGAUCACUGAAAGAUCUUCACCAUUCUUGAGCCUCUCCGUGACUCUGUGAACGGUCAUCCGGCUGAUGUUCAGCUGCUUGGCUCUGUCAGACUUGUUGUGGCCAGCAUGAAGGAGAGCUGAUAUCUCAACUCUUUUGACUUCCAUCUUGAUACAACUUCACCGGAGAAAAAAAUUGUAUUAAGGACACCUGCCUAUAAGGUAGAACUUUCAGUUUAUUUAAUGGAAUUUUUCACUCCGACAUGUAAACGUCUCUAAAGAUCAUGAAACCGUGUAACAGAACUUUUGCAAAGCCCGGUAAUAAAAUAAUUUUUGUUUCCUGUGAACAUACUCAACCUUGUAGUCAACCAUCCACAAAAUUUAAUGAAUCGUGCAUUUGUUAGAAAUUUGCAAACAGAACAUGAACAGUGUCACGCUUUUAAUUGUUCAUGUUAUGGCCUGUUUUGGAUUUCAAGAUCAAAUUGUGUCUUAUUGUUUGUUGUUUUUACUACAGUUAUUUAAAGUAAUUAAGACCAAAACCUGAGAGAAGGGUCUAUUUAUUAUUCCCUCAAAGAAGAAUUGGGAGCCUGCAACCAGUCAAUGAUUAGUGAUUUUUCAGUGUUCAUAAAAGCCCUUCUUAUUCCCAAAUGACUCAUGUGAAGAUAUAAAUCUUUGAGUGUCCAACAGUAAUGAAUUUAAACAGUUUAUUGUUGGACUUCAGCGCCCCCCAUCCACCCCGACCUCCUCCUCCAGGCUGGAGAAAAAAGAAAGCAACAACCUGAAAAUAUAGUUCCACUGCAAUGCAAGAACAUUGGGUUUUGUAGGUCCUUAGCAGCCAAGAAGACCAACUAAAACUAUGCAACCACCUUGUUUAACCCACUGAACCCCGAGAAGAUGUUAUUUGUUCCAUGUCACAUUUUAAUUCACUGUGGGCUCAUUUUUCACUGCAGUAUAAAGUUCAGCACCUCUAUGGAAAGAAAACAACCAUGAUUGAAUUAGAGAGGACUCAGACGUCUCUCCUGUGCAGUUUGACAAAGUUAUAAUGGCAUGAAUAAAAGAUGAUAUAGUUGUUUAGUCAAAAAUAAAUAAAUAAAACAAAAACUGGAAUCAACUUUUUUUUCCCUCCCCAAAUGUGUAGCUUACCAAUAAUGGAAAAAUAAAUGUGAAGACACUAAAGAUUUUACUUCUUAUAUUUUUAAUUAGUUUUCAUACUUGUCUCCUCGCUCUAUGCUAACACUGCCUGCAGUUCAACUGAAUAGUCUCUAAAUUUUUAUCACAUGACUGUUGGUCACUGCUGAGUCAUAAAUGCCUUCACAGUUGUGCUGAGGAAUGUAGGAUUUUUGUUAUUUUACAAAUUCUUGCUGGAGCAAACAAUUUAUUUUUAACAAAUUUUUACAUGAGACGUAGAAUAAAGUAAGUUUGAUGAUAUAUCAUAAUUCUAAGAUGGGAUAUGAUUCAUUUUCUUGACAGAAACUUGUCAAAGACAAUUCAAGAAUGCCCUGAAAGUUGAAAAUCUGAAGAUUGUGUCUGUUUUCAGUUUCUGGCUGAUAGUAGUGUUAUUUUUGUAUUUUUUUAAUAAAAUAACUUGACUGUCAAACCCACCAGCAAAUUUUGGGUUUCAGAGGGUCAAACAAAACUAAUGUCAUGAGACUCAUUUAUGACUGCAAAAAUAAAUUAUGGAAAUAUUUUUUUAAACUACUAUUACGGACUGAACUCUAGUUUUGAUCUAAAUAAACUUCCGUAAUGUUGAUCAUAAAUAACGAACAGUCGAACCCUUUAACGUUAAGGGCUGCUGACAGAUUCUGAUGGUGACGACACAUUUUUUUAUAAAACAAUCCAGAUCCUCUAAACAAAGAGCACAUGAACGUCCUGUUGUGUCUGUAAAUGUGAUUAUCUCUCUCUGUUAGUUUGCUGUUAUCUUAUAAACUUCACUCCUCCACAGUUUAUCUCUUGAAGCAUUCUCACAUGCAGUCUCACGGUGAAUCAAACACCAGCACUUUUGUCGACGAGUAGCACUUAUUUAGUUCUGUUGUUCUGUAGAGAAAAUGAACGCUAAAAUACAGAUGCAUUAUAAAGAUUACCGUAAAUGAAACUGGGCAUCAAAAACCACUUCAGUUUAUAUUUUAAAGCAUUUGUCACUUUGUUCUGUCAAAGUCCAUCAGUUUUAUCAGAAAGUGUUUGUAAACAGAUGAAAUUUAAACGUUUAUUUUGAUAUUUUAAAACUGUAAACACGACAACAGCAAGAGAAGAAACAAAGGAAAAACUUUUUAAAAUGGUUUUUAUGCGGUAUAAACAGGAAAAAAGGAAUGUGACAGAAAAAGCUUUAGAACAAUUUGAACAGAUGUUGUUUAUUAGCUUUAUUGCUUGUAUUUGUUUGUGUAAAAAUUGUUUGCAAUAAAAUAUAGAAAAAUUAUCAUCA
Molecule: messenger RNA, 3739 nt
Organism: Acanthochromis polyacanthus (spiny chromis)
Lineage: Eukaryota; Metazoa; Chordata; Actinopteri; Pomacentridae
Exons: 5
Coding region: 190-600 (136 amino acids)
Source: RefSeq, a predicted model, not a curated record